AGCACCAAACAUAACCAUGAGUUCCAGUAAAAUAAUACGAAUUUGUAAUUCAUCGAGGAAAAAAACAAUCAUCAAAACCUAUCCAAAAGUUACUUACUUGAUUGAAAAAGCACAACGUUAUUUUCAUGAGGAUUUUUCACGGAUAGUAUUAGAAGAUGACGGUUCAACCAUUCUAGAUGACGAAGUAGUGGACGCAUGCGCUGAUGGAGGGUUGUUAUUGAUGCUACUAAAUGACAAUGAAUGUUGGAAACCACCAAAAUCACCGAGCUUAGUUACUGCAUCGGCUCCGUCGACAUUUGAUAUAUAUGAUGACGUUCAAAUUGUGAACCUGCAAAACGACAUCGAGUCAAAUGCUCCAACAUCAGAUGGGACGAAUCCAUCCACUUCUAAUGUUCCGGUUGAACCUUUCGAAAGUGCACCAAAAUUUAUAUCAAGUAACUGUUUGGAAACAAUAGAUAAAGCACCGCCAUCGAGCACGACGCAGUAUUUCUUGUCAUCGAAUAACCAUUCAAUUUUGGACCACCAGUGUGAUGUUUUCCCACCUUCACGUGCCUUAAAACGAUCAUUCGAUGUAAUAGAAAACGAACCGAACGAGUCUACAGAAAUACAAACCAAUCCUGUCUUAUUAGUUGCUAAAAAUCGGAAAACAAGCCGAAUUGAUGCGUCUACAACACUACUGCUUUCCCAGUUUGAAAUCGACUGGUCAAUCAUCCCAUUCGACAUCAUAAGUCAAUUAGAAAACACGACGGAAAGUGUUUUGAAUGAAACGGAUUAUAACAGAUUCGUUGAUCACAUUGUUGGACAAACACGUAAUAUAACGACAUCAACUCCUCUUUCCGUAUACAGACAAAUAGCUCAAGUUAUUGUGAAUAAGUAUAAUUUUUUCAUUGAUGUCGAUGACGAUGGAAUAAUAAUUGGGAAUGGUUGUAGCAGUUUAAUAGAAAAAUUGAAGAACAGGAAUUCAUAUUUGAACCGUGCUCAUAAAAGUGGCCAUCACAACAAGAAUCUGAAAUUAGGAGACGAUCCUAUGAGACAAUGCCGAAUCGGCAUUAGAGAUAAUUACUAUUUUACCGGAGAACCGCAUGUACCAAAAAGUUGCUUGCAAAAGCUUUUAAAAAAUAUAGGCUGGGAUAUGGAUCUACUAACAUCAUCGAAAUCGUAUAUCCGCUUCAAGAUGGAUUCUAGUUCAAUUAAUGAUUUGAUGGACAACUUUCCGAUUUUGAGAAGAAAAGCAUUUCUUGAAUAUCAUUUUUUCGAGGCCACUGGAGUUGAAGCUGAAAAUUUCAAAAACAAUUUCCUAGAAAAACGAGACAGAAUUAUUAGUUUGUCACAAACGUACCGAAACAAAUCCCUACACAUCCAGAAUUCCGCUGACGAUAAAUGUGUGUUUUCGGGAAUCGCAAGACUUCUUAAAGAAGAGUUGACAGAAAUAAUUCAUGAAGUAGAGGCAGAUGAUACUGAAGAGACGAUAGUCAAACAAUACCCAAUAAUUGUUGCAAUAGUACUACUCAUCAUUGUUUUCCCAGUACUAACGGUUUCGUCUAUCAUUUAAUGCGAAGAAUAGUGAACUUGGAAAUGGCUUAAUAAAUGAUAGAGAGAAAAGUAAACUAAGAGAAGCUGUCGCUUGAAUUUUGGUUCAACUCAGCAAUUUUUCAUACAUGCACAGGGUCACAGAAUUAGCGAAAAUUUUUGCAGCUUUGCUUCAGCCGUUCAAUUUUUAAUUAUAACAUACUUUAUUUACUAUUAUUUCUAUCCAACAAAUUUUUCCAAAACUUUGGAAUUCCUGCAGAUUUACUUUUUUAAAUUAGUACCAAAUAAAGGGACUCGAUCAAGAGCCACCAUUGUAGGGCAGCAGCAGCGCAUGGUCCGCACAUUAUUGGUGAAGCUUGCCAAACUUAAAAACUAGAUACCUUGUAUUUGCAAUUAAAAAAACUAUUAUUUGAAAUGUAAGAAAAAUAAACUUAAGUUUGUUCUUUAUA
This is a messenger RNA of Malaya genurostris, 1979 nucleotides long. RefSeq lists its product as uncharacterized. The record is from RefSeq and is a predicted model, not a curated record. The transcript has 6 exons. NCBI's taxonomy places the organism in Eukaryota, Metazoa, Arthropoda, Insecta, Diptera, Culicidae. The coding region runs from base 17 to 1552 and encodes 511 amino acids.